Angiostrongylus costaricensis is the source of this 4495-nucleotide messenger RNA. The record is from the annotation of a GenBank genome assembly. NCBI's taxonomy places the organism in Eukaryota, Metazoa, Nematoda, Chromadorea, Rhabditida, Metastrongylidae.
UCCCAUUUCGUUUUUUGCCAACUCCUUCCUCAUAAAUGUGAAAAGCUGUUGCAAUGCACAGAACUUCAGUGUUUUCUACGUGCAACAAUUUAACGACUCUUUGCCAGUUCCAGCAACUAACCUAUCAGUAAGUUCAUCGUCGUCGAACACGUUAGAGAACAACAUUUUUGCUACCACAGAUGAUUCCUUAAAGCCAGAUACAAUUCCUCUUGAGUCUUUGCCAGAAGAAGGAGUAUUACAGGUGAAAGCUCUACCUUUUUUAUGUUCAUUAGUCCACUUUAUAUCGCAAGGUGGCUUUCUACUUGAUAAUGAAUUUCAGGCGGAGGCAGUAGCUUCAUUACCACAAAUUAGUUCGAAGACGACCGUUAUUCACAGCAGCGACGAGUCACCUAAGGAGACCUUCGAGCGGAUGAUCCUAGGAAUUAAAGAUGGUUCAAUGGAAAAGAGUGAAAUAGUGGACCAAUUGUUUAAUACUCUCGUUGGAGGACAGUUUGAUCUAGAGACCAGAUACGUUAUUGAAGAUAGCAGCAAUAUCGAAAGAAUGCUCACGCUUUUGACUCAUUCCGACGAGACCCUACAGGCCGAGAUAUGGAGUAUAUUUUUGGCUGUUGUCCGUAAAAGUAGGCGAAAUUUGGAGGCUUGUUCUAGAGUCUCCAUGAUAUCGAAGAUUCUUGAAAUGCUUCCUGAAACUGAUGACGUGCUGUCUGACCUACUAGUCCAGCUACUUGGGGUUCUUAUGAAUUAUUCGAUUACUGUAAAGGAAACUAAGCAGUUUUUGCGUGCUUUACAGGCUGUGAAUGAUUCAUGGCCUCGUAAUGCUCUCAAGCUGUUACAAGUGAUGAAACAGAUGCCAAUGAGAGAUGAUGCAAACGUUAUUUUUUCCUUCCCUGGAAAGUCUCAAGCGGGUAUCAUUGUUCCUCCGUUCGCUAGGUUUCCUUGCCAAUCUGGAUGGACGUUUACCACGUGGUUGAGAAUGGAUCCGAUAAGCGGUGUUCUCUUCGAGAAGGAGAAGCCAUAUCUCUACUGUUUUCGAAGCAGCAAAUCAAUUGGAUAUUCUUGUCAUUUUAUGGGUAAUGCACUAGUUUUGACGAUGGAGAAGUCGAAGUCAAAGAUAGUGACCAUAUGCACAAAGAAAGAACUUAUUCCCCGAAAAUGGCAUCACAUUGCAAUUGCUCAUUCAUAUUCGAGGUGGGGUCGCAGUGAAAUAAAGUUCUACUUCGACGGAGAAUUAUCGGAAACCACGGAGGCUAACUGGCCUGUGUCAACCACUGAACAGUUUGAUCGGUGCUCGAUUGGCGUGUCACCGGAAGGCGAUCCAGAUACGGCUUUUGCUGGGCAAAUGGGUGCUGUUUAUUUGUUCGCGGACUGUUUAUCCCUUGAGCAAGCCAAUUCGUUGUUCUGCCUCGGACCUGGGUAUCAGUCGUAUUUCGUACACGACUCUGGAUGUAAUCUACCUGACGGCUGUCGGAAACACUUGUUUGAUGGUCACUUGAGCAGCGUUCUCGUCAUGGCGUACUGCCCUAAGAAUUGUCAUGGACAACUGUGCUUGAAUUCUCCACUAAAGAUCCCUUCUACUUUCUUUGUCCAAGUGCCACAUGCAGUUAUGAAAGAGGGUGUCGAAGUGAUUACUACACAUUCCAUCCACAGCUCGCUCCAAUCAGUUGGUGGAAUCCAGAUUCUCCUUCCGCUUUUUUCCCAACUUGAUUUUCCUUGCGAAGAUGGCAAUGCCAUGGAUGGUGAUGUCUGUUCUACACUUUUGUCUGUCAUCGCGUUGUUGUUGGCUAGUUCUCAGACCAUUCAACAGCAACUCUAUCAGAGCAAAGGCUUCCUGAUUAUUGGUCACACUCUGCAGAAGGCGUCGAGUAAACACAUCACGAUGAAGGUGGCUGAACAGCUGAUAGAUAUGGCUAAGUUUCUGCUCAAAUGCCCCUCUGGAGGACCCCUCUUGAAACAGCUUUUCGAGAAUAUACUGUUUAAUCCAAAACUAUGGAUCACGAGCGCUCCCACUGUGCAGGCCCACUUAUAUAAUUAUCUGGCGACUGAUUUCCUUAGCAACACGAAUUUCCAUCAUAUUAUUCGGCAACUGGCUACAUUUGGCGAAAUGUGUAGUGCUUUGAAGUUCUACUAUUGGGUUACAAUGCCCAAACCGCCAUCGACGUACCAGGUUGAGGAAAGGCCGGAGACAUUCUCUACUGAGGAUAUCAUUGCGAUUAGAAACUCCAUUAUUGUUUUUCUCAAUCGAUUAAUUCUGCUGAAUUCAACAGUGAGCUCAAGUCAGGAUGCCAUACGUGAGCAAGAAAUCCAUCAGUUGAUGAAUUUUGUCGCUACAGUACAUGAGGAUGACAAUCUUUAUGAUAUCCUUUCAUUGCUGAAUCGUUUGCUCGGGUUCUAUCCACACAUAAUGGUCCCCAUUUUCGACAAGGACAAGGCUGUUGGUUUGGUGUUCAAGCUUCUUUCAUCUCCAAAUCAACUUAUUCGUAUUCCAGCACUUAAAAUGUUCGGCUUUUAUCUUCAGCGAUCUACACUAAAGCGAAAAACGGAAUCGGUGGCGGCACGUCACCUUUACACGCUGAUUACUGAACGACUUCUUAUCCAUACGGAGUAUCUGACUCUUCCAACGUAUAUUGUGCUCUUCGAGAUUCUUACAGAGCAAAUGACUCCUGAAUUCGUUUACACGAAAAAGGAAGCAGCAAGCUCGGAGUGGAGAUUCGAGAACCCGAUGAUGCUAAAGGUUAUUGCCAACCUAAUUACGCAGUCUAUGGAAUCAAAUGAGUUGAUGCGAGUGAAGAAAUUGUUUCUACUUGACAUUAUUAACAUGUGUCGUGACGGAAACGAGAAUAGGAGAACCAUUCUACAAAUGUCAGUAUGGCAGGAAUGGUUGAUUUCUAUUUCUUAUGUAUUCCCUAGGUCUGAAGCUGAAGUAGAAAUCACAGAGCUGGUCUAUGAGGUGUUCUCUAUUCUUCUGCAGCACGCUAUUCGUUACGAAUACGGAGGAUGGCGUGUAUGGGUGGACACGCUAGCUAUAGCGCAUUCUAAGGUCUGUUUUUACCAUAAGAUUCGUUUCAUGAGAACAUGGGUCGACUCCUUUGUAGCGUCUUCGUGGACAACAGAAGCAAGACUGAGCUACUUGCUAAAAUUUUGUGUUAACUACUUACUAUUAUAUUUUUGUUGGUCUGGCAUGCAUCUUAGACUUCUUGGGGAUCUUUUAACUGGAAUUGAAUCUGUUGUCGAUGAGUGGAAUGCCUCAGAAACACCAUCAGUGGCUGAUAAGUGUAACUUGAGUGAAAAUCAGAUAUUUGUGGGAAACACAGUGCACGUGAUUUCUCAGUUGGCUGACAGCCUCAUUAUGGCUUGCGGUGGACUGCUUCCUCUUUUAGCAUCGGCAACGUCUCCAAAUAGUGAAUUGGAAAUCGCCGAUUCCUGUCAACAGGAGUUGUCAAUUGAAUGUGCUGCUGAAUUGUUGUCUCGAUUCGUACACCUUGCCGACAUUUUUAUUUUCGUUAGCGGUAUAUCGUUUGCUGAGUUGGAACAGGAGAAAAAUAUGCCUUCGGGUGGUGUUCUGCGCCAGGCUCUUCGUUUAAUCGCGACGUCGUCGGUUCGCCACAUACUCAUUGCUCGUGUCCUGCGCCCGGAUAGUAAUGGCCAAGUAUUUGACAUUCAUGCUAACUCAAAGAAUGAGGCUAUUUAUGAUUUCGUGAAAGGAGCCAUUGAAUCUGUAAGUAUUAUGGAUUUGGAUCGUCUGUUGCAAGAUGUUGAUUUACAACGUAUAAGGGGUGCAGUUUACAGAGAUAUGGUGGAGGAAAAUCGACAGGCACAAUUUCUUGCGUUGGCGGUUGUAUACCUCUUGUCGGUUCUAAUGGUUUCGCGGUAUAGAGACAUUCUGGAACCACCAGCAUCUCCUAGUCCAUUUUUCAACUCCUUAACGAAUGGAGUGGUCGGAGGCGCCACUGCGCCCAUGGGUCACCAAACCUUCGAUCCCUCCUGGGUCGGCAAAAUGGUACCAGAGUUGUCUGGGAGGAUAGCAGCUCUAGCUCGAUACAUCGAGCUUUCCAAAUUAAAUGCCUCCAAAAUUACGGGCAGUCCAUUGCAACCUGCUGAACGUCGCCAGUAUCUGACAAGCAAGUUACAAACAGCUCUAGAGACGACCGCUCCUCUUUUCAGAGAAAUUAUGACUGAUUUUCGAGCAUUCUUUCAGAAGACUCUUCUAGGUACUCAUGGGCAGGAGAUUAUGAAUGAUAAUAAAGUACUAGAUACACUGAAAAAUCGUCAGGGAUCUGUAAUUGAACUGGUUAUGUUGUUAUGUUCACAAGAGUGGCAAACAUCUCUACAAAAACAUGCCGGACUGGCAUUUAUCGAAUUAGUAAACGAAGGUCAGAUUUUCAAACAUAUUUGUAGUCACCGCUUCGUGUGGCUAAAUGGUGUUUCGAAAUGCGAUACACCAGAGAAGGGGAUCAUAAUCAUACACACAACUGGGUCAUUCUGGCGUGAACUAUGA